Molecule: messenger RNA, 2939 nt
Organism: Polyodon spathula (Mississippi paddlefish)
Lineage: Eukaryota; Metazoa; Chordata; Actinopteri; Acipenseriformes; Polyodontidae
Exons: 3
Coding region: 640-1368 (242 amino acids)
Source: RefSeq, a predicted model, not a curated record
GUGAAGGAGACACCGCACUCUCAAGCGGGCAGUCAAAAGCCUCCGAGCUGCACAAGCAAGGGCAGCUGAAAGCAAUGUUUUCUUUCUGUCUUCUGCGAUACUAACAGAAGAGCGCGGUAUGCGGGUCUAUGUAAACAGUGUGGUCUUUUCAGCCAGAUGCAUCCAGAUGGCUUGGGAGCACCACGGCAGAGUUUCAGUUUAACUUCAGCGUGAGAACACUUCUUCCAGUCAGCUACUGCUGCUGUAUUAAAAAUUAUAGCAAUCUUUCAACUGUAGACUAGACUGUCAUCUGUCAUAGAAUAAUAGUCAACAAAGUUAUUUGGGCAAUAAAGUUUGUACCUCGUAAUACUUUUUACCCUACUUUUCAAAGGAAAACGCUGUAUGUAUUUCUAUUUUUUUAUUAUUUAUUUAUUUAUUUAUUUUAUUUUACUUUGUUCAGGCUUUCCAGUUCUGAUGUCAGCCUAAAUAGAAAAGUUAAAUUUUAACUUACUCAAUGUGCGAUUCGCCUUUAGUGGAAGGCAGGGGUAUUCAACCACAUCCCAGACAUCAGAAAAAAUGUAACCACCAGAAUCUCACGCAUUGCAUUGACUUUGACGACAGCUAAAUCACUUAUUAUAUAAUCUCACAGAGGACAACACCAUGGGCAGUGGAAGCAGCAGAGGGAAAAAGAUUUCAUCUGGAUUACAAAAAGAGGAUCAUAUGUACAUAAAUAAAAAAGAAAGGAAUGGAGGUGACAGUGAUCCCAAAGAGGAAAAGCGCUUGUAUAACUCCUACAAGAUUCAGCAACUCUCCGACUUCAGCAAGUCUAGCAACAGGUCUGGCCUAGGCUGCCACAGCGAAGGACACGACUCGGAUUUUUCAAUCGACGACGAUGAAGACGACAUAGAAGGAGAACUAGAUCGAGUUUUGGCAGAAUAUGAAAGUCGUGAUUUUUACUCGAGCAGAAAACAUCAAAAUAACUCCUUUGUCAGAUCAAACACCUACAGUUUUUGUAAUUCAAGACAGGUGUACAAAGGGUCUGACUUUAAUUCGACGCCUUACAUUCAGAAAGUGGACCAGAUGAGAAGUAACAAACAACCUGGCUUUGGGCUCUUCGGCCCAAAGGACGUGCAGCAGUACAACCGAGUCCAGAUGUGUGAAGGCACAGUGGUCCGUCCUUCGGAAAACAACAUACCGGUAUUUAACAACAGAGACACCUGCAGCCAAAACAUGAUGAGAAACGACUCCCAGAAGCAGGGAAGGACCCAAGAUUUGAAGAACAGCAAUUUGGCAGACAUAUUGCACAACAGCAGUGAGAAUGCAGCCACGGUUCUCUAUGACGGCUCUGAAGAGGAACUCAUGUCCAGCAUAGAGCGAGAGUACAGCUGAUGGGCAGAGGAAAUGAACGUAUCUAAAACAAAGGCACUUUACAUUGCAGAAACACUAGAGUUUGUUCAAAGAGAUGGUGAAUUGAUUCAAGAAAUAGCAACGUUAAUCAAAAUUUUAAAAAUAUAUAGAAUCUGUUUUCUGAAAGCAGUGUUUUGGUUAAAUGUGAUGUUUUGUGUGGGAAAAGCUCGUUUGGUAAUUUGUAAUGACAGAAUUGUUGACAUACGGUGUGUAUGACAGCAGUGAUUCCUGAAAGGUAUCGACAUUGUUCUGGAGAGAGAUGUGAUUAUCACUUCUAUUCCUUCAUCGACUGUACCUCAUGAAAUCAGAAAUGUGCGCAGUCUUGGAAACAGAAGCACCUGCCAACCAAGCGCCUGCUGUAAAGAAGGAGCAGAUCUGCUGCCUUGCCAGUCAGCAAUGAAACUGAUGUGCAACAGGGAUAUGCAGCUUGUAUAUAUUAUAUAUAUAUAUAUAUAUAUAUAUAUAUAUAUAUAUAUAUAUAUAUAUAUAUAUAUAUAUAUAUAUAUAUAUAUAUAUAUAUAUAUAUAUAUACACCAGGGAUGACAUUUGCAUAACAAAUUCAUUAAUAACAUUUGUUCAUGUUGACUGCAUGGAAAAUAUCAAUUCCUUGCUCUGAAAACUGAGCGAGAACCAUUUCAUUUUGUACCUCAAUCCAUUAAUAUCACUGCUCACAAAUUAAACAUAAUGUCAAAACUGAGGGAGAGAAUGUUUUUCUAACUGCGCUCUGGCGUCUGAGUUAUUUGAGCCCCCUUGCAGUAUGCUUCAUUUCCUGACUUCGCCCAACAUACCUUAAUUGUGCUGUGCUUGCCUGAGAAGGCACUCCACUCCACAAAGCCUGAAUUAUUCAGCUGGAGUUUUGGAGGGAAAUCCCAGACGACUCAAAUGUCGAGCAAGCUGCUGUGCCUGUGUAUCUCAUUGGCGCCACCUUCUGUAUUUUAAAAUGAAGUACAACCAUUUUGGAUUUCAUUGUAUCUAUUUGCAAGAAAGCGACAAUUGGUUUAUUUCCUAUUGAUUAAUAAAAACAAGCUAUUCAUAAAACUAUUACUUGUUAAACUUUUUUUUUCAAUUUGUAACCAAUUAAAUGUACUUCUUCUUACAAAAACACAUCCCGCUGAUAUAGGUAUGUUCAUUUAAAGUUUUGUAAUCUUUUUGUAAAGCAGCAUGUCCUCUCGUUGUCGUUAGCAUGGUUGGAAACACUUUAGUUUAAGUGUUGGUUAUGUAAUUAGUAAUAUCAGCAGACUGGUGCAAUGAAGUGGUUUUAAACCAGUUUCAUGAGCUCUGAGGUAGGAAUCUCAUUGAGGGCUGACUGCUUUAUUGCAAGUUGACUGUUCCACUUGUAGUGUGUCAUUAAAUGUGUCAAACCUUUAAAAAAAAGUUUAUAAAUUCUUUCUUAUGGAUCCCUGAAGUAAAAUGCUGCCUAAUGUAAUUAUUUUAUAGUUUCAGUAAGUUGCAUUUAAAGUACCCUCCAUUGUUAACAUCAUGAACGGACAAAAGCUUUCUGUGAAAGUUUGCAUUCAUUCAUUUUUUUAAAUAGAAAUCCCAAAUGAUUCAGA